Hemibagrus wyckioides is the source of this 5914-nucleotide messenger RNA. RefSeq names its product poly [ADP-ribose] polymerase tankyrase-2-like. Gene Ontology annotation, cellular component: cytoplasm; nucleus. The coding region runs from base 331 to 3813 and encodes 1160 amino acids. Gene Ontology annotation, molecular function: protein binding; NAD+ poly-ADP-ribosyltransferase activity. Lineage: Eukaryota; Metazoa; Chordata; Actinopteri; Siluriformes; Bagridae. The transcript has 27 exons. The record is from RefSeq and is a predicted model, not a curated record.
AGGCGUGUUUGGUGUGUCUGUGUGGGAGGAAGAGCAGGAAGAGUGGAGCAGAGGUUCAGAAAUUCGGUUUUAAAUCUCUACAGCUGAGACACGCACUGAAUUCUCAUUAAUGACAACUCGGAGGCGCGUUUGCUGGACAGGAGUCUGGUAGUAGCUUUAUUAUCUUUCUAUUGCACAACGACGAAUGGACGUUAGCGUUAGCAUUUUAGCUCCGUGAUGACCGUGCUGAGGAAGAGGUAGCUGAACGUCAGUAAGGAGGAGGAGGGAGGCGGCGGCUCGGCGCGCCGUGUUACCCCGUGCUGACUGACUCGCACUGCGGCGGUUUAGCGGAUGUCGCUGCGGCGCUGCUCGGCUCGCUCCGGCUCUCCGGCGCUGUCGGAGGCGGCAGCGGGCAGGGAGCUGUUCGAGGCCUGCCGAAGCGGAGACCUGGAGCGGGUCAAGAAGCUGCUCAGCGCCGAGAAUGUGAACAGCAGAGACACAGCGGGCCGCAAGUCCACUCCGCUGCACUUCGCCGCCGGAUUUGGUCGUAGAGAUGUAGUGAGCUACCUGCUGCAGCACGGAGCUAACGUUCACGCACGGGACGACGGCGGCCUCAUCUCGCUCCACAACGCCUGCUCGUUCGGCCAUGCCGAGGUGGUCAACCUGCUGCUGCGGCACGGCGCUGACCCCAACUCCCGAGACAACUGGAACUACACCCCUCUCCAUGAGGCAGCUAUCAAGGGCAAGAUCGACGUCUGCAUUGUCCUGCUGCAGCACGGAGCCGAGCCCAGCGUCCGAAACACAGACGGGAGGACGGCGCUGGACCUAGCCGAGGCCUCCGCUAAGGCAGUCCUGACUGGAGAGUACAGAAAAGACGAACUCCUCGAGAGUGCAAGGAGUGGAAACGAGGAGAAGCUGAUGAGCCUGCUCACGCCUCUGAACGUCAACUGUCACGCCAGCGAUGGGAGGAAGUCGACCCCCCUGCAUCUGGCUGCAGGCUACAACCGGGUGAAGACGGUGCAGCUGUUGUUGCAACACGGCGCUGAUGUCCACGCUAAAGACAAAGGGGAUCUGGUGCCCCUCCAUAACGCCUGCUCAUAUGGCCAUUACGAGGUGACCGAGCUGCUCCUGAAGCACGGUGCCUGUGUCAAUGCCACAGACCUGUGGCAGUUCACACCACUGCAUGAGGCGGCGUCCAAGAACCGUGUGGAGGUGUGCUCCCUCCUGCUGAGUCACGGAGCCGACCCCACCUUCCUGAACUGCCACAACAAGAGUGCCAUCGACCUGGCGCCCACUGCCCUCCUAAAAGAUCGCCUGGCCUAUGAGUUCCGAGGUUAUGCUCUACUUCAGGCAGCGCGUGAGGCUGAUCUCUUCCGGCUUAAAAAACAUCUCUCACUGGAGACCAUCAACUUCAAACAUCCUCAGACUCACGAAACGGCUCUGCAUUGCGCCUCCGCGUCUCCUUACCCUAAGAGGAAGCACGUGUGUGAGAUUCUGCUACGGAAGGGUGCCAAUAUAAACGACAAGACGAAAGACCUCCUGACUCCGCUGCAUCUCGCCGCCGAGAAGUCGCACAACGACAUCAUCGAACUGUUAGUGAAGCACGAGGCCAAAGUCAAUGUGGUGGACGGUCAGGGGCAGACACCGCUGCACAGAGCCGCUCAGCGUGGACAUCUGCAGAGCUGCAGGCUGCUGAUGAACGCCGGCUCGGACCCGCUCAUCACCUCGCUGCAGGGCUUCACUCCAUCCCAGCUCUCCAAAUACAACAUCCAGGACACGCUGCAUGGUCCCGAAGGAGUGCUGGCUGGGAAUUUGGACACAGACAGGCAGCUCCUGGAGGCCUCCAAGUCAGGAGACCUAGAAACUAUAAAGAAGCUGUGCACGCUACAGAACGUGAACUGCAGGGACGCAGAGGGACGCCAGUCCACACCGCUGCACUUCGCAGCUGGAUACAACCGUGUGGCCGUGGUGGAGUACCUGCUGCAGCACGGUGCCGACGUCCACGCUAAAGACAAAGGAGGCUUGGUUCCGUUACACAACGCCUGCUCCUAUGGACACUAUGAGGUGGCGGAGCUGCUGGUGAUCCACGGAGCUGUGAUUAACGUAGCUGACCUGUGGAAGUUUACACCAUUGCAUGAGGCUGCUGCAAAGGGCAAGUACGAGAUUUGCAAACUGCUGCUUCAGCAUGGCGCAGAUCCCACCAAGAAGAACCGUGACGGGAACACGCCUCUGGACCUGGUGAAGGAGGGGGACACGGACAUCCAGGACCUGUUGAGAGGAGACGCCGCGCUGCUGGACGCCGCCAAGAAAGGCUGUUUGACCCGUGUGAAAAAACUCUGCAGUCCAGGGAACGUCAACUGCAGGGACACGCAGGGACGCCACUCCACACCGCUGCAUCUGGCAGCUGGCUAUAAUAACCUGGAGGUGGCAGAGUAUCUGCUGCAGCAUGGCGCAGAGGUGAACUCGCAGGACAAAGGAGGUCUCAUUCCUUUACAUAAUGCUGCUUCCUAUGGGCACGUGGACGUGGCUGCAUUGCUCAUCAAGUACAACGCAUGCGUCAAUGCCACUGACAAGUGGGCGUUCACGCCGCUGCAUGAGGCUGCUCAGAAAGGGAGGACACAGCUGUGUGCGCUGCUGCUUGCACACGGUGCUGAUCCGACACUGCGCAACCAGGAAGGCCAGUCGCCGCUGGACCUUGUGACGGCCGACGAUGUCCGAGCCUUGCUGACUGCCGCCAUGCCUCCGUCUGCACUUCCCGCCUGCUACAAGCCUCAGGUCAUCAGCGUGUCUGCUUCCAGUGCAGUCGCGAACUCUGAGCUCUCCUCUGGUUCUGUCUCCGCCCCCCAGACUUCCACCUCGGGCCUGGAGUCACAGGACGGCCACAUGCCCAAGCUGCUGGGGCCGUCAGGAGCCGAAGGAGCAGUGGGAGUGGAGAAAGCAGAGGAAGGUGCAACCUUGGAAUUGAGCAUCGGCCAGUUUCUUCAUAAACUUGGACUGGAACAUCUUCUGGAGAUCUUCGACCGGGAGCAGAUAACGCUGGAUGUGCUGGUGGAAAUGGGGCACAAAGAGCUGAAGGAGAUCGGCAUCAACGCUUAUGGCCACAGACACAAGAUCAUCAAAGGAGUGGAGAGGUUCAUUAGCGGACCUCAGAGUUUGAAUCCGUAUUUAACUCUGAACACGGCUAACAGUGGGACCAUACUGAUCGAUCUGGCUUCGGACGACAAGGAAUUUCAGUCUGUUGAAGAGGAGAUGCAAAGCACAAUCCGAGAGCACCGAGAUGGAGGUCACGCCGGCGGAGUUUUCAACAGAUACAACAUCGUGAAGAUCCAGAAGGUGUGCAAUAAGAAGCUGUGGGAGAGAUACACACAUCGCAGGAGGGAGGUGUCCGAGGAGAACCACAAUCACUCCAACGAGCGCAUGCUGUUCCACGGUUCUCCGUUUGUAAACGCCAUCAUCCACAAAGGCUUCGACGAGAGACACGCCUACAUCGGAGGCAUGUUCGGAGCCGGGAUCUACUUCGCCGAGAACUCGUCCAAAAGUAACCAGUACGUGUACGGAAUCGGGGGAGGCACAGGGUGUCCGGUUCACAAGGACCGGUCGUGUUACACGUGUCAGAGGCAGCUGCUGUUCUGCCGUGUAACGCUUGGGAAGUCAUUCCUUCAGUUCAGUGCCAUGAAGAUGGCCCACUCUCCACCGGGCCAUCACUCGGUGUCGGGAAGACCCAGUGUCAACGGCCUCGCCCUCGCCGAGUACGUCAUCUACAGAGGAGAGCAGGCUUAUCCCGAAUAUCUGAUCACCUAUCAGAUUAUCAAACCGGACGGGACUCUGGAUUAAGACCCCGGCUCUCCAGUACAGACUGUUCUGGCACACUGCAUGCACAUUCUCAUUCACACACUUUUGUUCCGCCUUUUCUACUUGCCUUCCCUCGCACCCUUGAUAUUUAUCACACAUAACCGUCCUUUUCUGCAGACCUCAUACAGUCAGUCGCUAACACUAAAGUCACAGUUUUCCCAGAAGCCUCACGAGCGCAUCACAAAACUGUGGCUUAUUUAUUUAUUUUACACAAGACGAGUGUAUAUAGAUCUUUUUUUUGUACCAGCAUGUUGCUUUAUGGAUAUUUGUAUUAUAAAGAUUCUAUGCUUGGACGAUUGUAUUGUAUAAAAUAGAUGUUUGGAGGUAAUCCCGUUAAAGCUACAGAAUGUACGAUUUUGGAAUUUCAAUUUGUGGAAGAACGUUUCAUAACGUGGGUCGGAUUAACAUCAUGGCUGCGGGUGCGAGUUCAUACACGUUCAGAUGAGUUUUACAGCUACAGAAUAAUGACUCCAAUGAUCCUGAAACGUUAUCUGAUCUUAGCGCCGCAGGCAGCGUGGAUAAAACACUAGCUAGCUAAAGCGUGGUAUAGAGAACAAACCUGUAACGUGGCUUCUGGCACCGUUUUGUUCUCCAGUCUGCGAACAUCUGGAGAGAAGCAGAUGAUGUUAGCAUACAGCUAAAAGCAAGAAGAGAACGCUCCAAUCAGUCUCCAGUGAUAUAUAACCAAGAAAAGAGGGAGAAACCCAGAAACGCCUUCUGGAGGUCUGCAGUACUCUAGAUUAAAUAACGAAUACUGGCUAAUGAUACAAACUACACAAAAAGGAUGAACUUAAUCUUACACUUUCCUUCUCUCUCUCUCUCUCUCUCUCUCUACUUCCUUCCUUCUUCUUCUCUCACUAUCUCUCCCCCCUUACUUCCUUCCUCUCCUCUCUCUCUCUCUCCCUCCCUCUCUCUCUUUUGUGCCUAUAGUUGGCCGUGAUGAUUUCUUACACAUCUCAUCCACCGUAUGACGCACAUACUCAACUUUACAGCCGGUUCCGAUCCGUCACACGAUUACAGGAUUAUCAGGGUGACUCACAGCUCAGGAACAUCGUAUUAUACAGAAUUUUAUUGUCCCCGUAGUCAGUGAUUAUUUUUUUCCCUCCAAAAAAUAAUAAAAAAUCUGCACCCUGUAGCUUUAAACACCAUGGCUAAAGCAAGAAACGUCACUGAAUAUUGUCACACUGUUAUGGCAUUACGUUAGAUGUUCUUGGUGUCAGUUUCAUUCCACUGCAGUGGUGCUGUUCUUUGUAGAUAUCCUCCGUACAGACAGGAUGGAUAUUUGUCCAGGACAAUCUCAGAAUUCUCAAUUAAAAAUCAAGUUUCAAUUUGUGACGGAGGAAACGGAAUCUGUUCUGCAUUUCAGUACUGAUUUAAUACGCCUUCAACAUUUCCUCCCUCCUGAUUGCUGUUUCAACAUUUUUGCAGUAGGACAUGUACUCAGAUUACACACUCGCUCUUAUUCUGCAAUGUUGCAUGGCAGCAACAGCAGAUUUCAGCUCAAGGCAUUCUACAAGAGGCUUUCACUCUGGCAGUUUAGUCUGAAACAGAGCACAGUGUUUUGGCUAUAAAAAAAGGAACCUGAGACUACCUGUAGGUACACUAUUGCCAAAAGUUUUGGGACACCCCUUCAGAUCAUUGAAUUCAGGGGUUGGGCUCGGCCCCUUAGUUCCGGUGAAAGGAUCUCUUAAUGCUUCAGCUUCAUACCAAGACAUUUUGGACAGUUCCAUGCUUUGUGGGAACAGUUUGGGGAUGACCCCUUCCUGUUCCAACAUGACUGCACACCAGUGACCAAAGCAAGGUCCAUAAAGACAUGGAUGAGUGAGUUUGGUGUGGAGGAACUUGUCAGGACUCUGUGCAGGCCAGUCCUCAACCCCAUAGAACACCUUUGGGAUGAAUUAGAGCGGAGACUGUGAGCCAGUCCAAAAGUCUGCCUUCACAUGCACAUGAAUGUAAUAUGGAGUUGUCCUGCCUUUUGCAGCUAUAACAGCUUCAACUCUUCUGGGAAGGCUUUCCACAAGGUUUAGGAGUGUGUUUAUGGGAAUUUUCCCAAACGGGUUACACAAAGUUGUUACACAAAGUU